Molecule: messenger RNA, 1711 nt
Organism: Plasmodium vivax (malaria parasite P. vivax)
Lineage: Eukaryota; Apicomplexa; Aconoidasida; Haemosporida; Plasmodiidae
Product: diphthamide biosynthesis protein, putative
Exons: 1
Coding region: 1-1440 (479 amino acids)
Biological process (GO): protein histidyl modification to diphthamide
Molecular function (GO): 2-(3-amino-3-carboxypropyl)histidine synthase activity
Source: RefSeq, a predicted model, not a curated record
AUGAACCAACUUAGCGAGAAAAACAAAACUGUCGAGGAGAAGAAGGAGAAGAAAGUCCACUGCGCCAUCCCGAAAUUUAUUUUGAACAAUGAGCUGCUGCAAAAGGCCAUAAAAAAGUGCUUCCCAGAAAAUUACAAUUUCGAAAUAUACAAAUGCAUUGACAUUAUCCUGAGGGAGCAAUUUAAAAACAUCGUUCUGCAGUUACCUGAGGGGCUGCUCAUUUGGGGAUUGUACAUUUCUGAGAUUUUAUAUUUUUUUUGUGAGUGCGUGGAAGACGUAAUUAUCCUGGGGGAUGUCACCUACGGUGGGUGCUGCAUUGACGAUUACACAAGUGAGAAGCUGGGCUGUGAUUUGAUCAUUCACUAUGGACACUCCUGUUUGAUUCCCCUGACUGUAACAAAAAUACGAUGCAUUUACGUCUUCGUGGACAUCAAAUUAAACUCUUCCCAUUUGGUGGAAACGAUAAAAAAAAAUUUCAACAAAAGUGACAUCGUUUUGCUGCUUGGCACGAUACAAUUUUCCUGCCUUGUACACAAUGUGCAUAGCAUUUUGAAGAGAGAAAAUUAUUUUGACCUUUUUCUGCCCAUCCCACAAGUGCUCCCCCUGACCAAGGGAGAGGUCCUGGGGUGCACGUCCCCCAAUUUGUAUCACUUCCUCUAUGAGCACGUUGUGGGGAAGGAGCAGCCCAGUCAAAAUGGCCGCUCAUUAAGCGGCGCAGCGCAGGGGGAGAAAUACCCCUCUGGAGAUAUCCCCCCAAAGGAUGGCAAUAACUGCCAGCACAGCGAAGCAUUCAUCGUAAACGAGUGCAAACGAUUUUUACAAAACAAUCAAGUCAAAAUUGUCUUCAUAGCAGAUGGGAGGUUCCAUUUGGAAAGCCUGAUGAUACAUAACCCCGAUUUCUCCUUCUACCGAUACAAUCCAUUUAACAAAGUAAUAACGAACGAAAAACAUAAUUACCGCCUUUUUCACGAAAUAAGAAAAAAUGAAAUAAAAAAAUGCUCCAACUGCAAAAGUGUGUGCAUUAUUUUAAGUACUUUGGGAAGACAGGGAAAUGUAAACAUUUUACAAAACAUUUUAAAUCUCCUCAAGCAAAAAAAUAUUUCCUUUUUUAUCCUUUUACUGUCAGAAAUAUUUAAUGAAAAAUUAGCCUUGUUCAAAAAUGUUGACGUGUUUAUACAAAUAGGCUGCCCAAGAUUGUCCAUCGACUGGGGGAAUUACAAUUCCAAGCCUCUGUUAAAUAGUUAUGAAGCUUAUGUUUUUUUGCAGGCAGUUAAAUAUAAGGAGAUAUACCCCAUGGAUUACUACGCCAACAUGGGGAACGCGUGGACCAACUACAAUGCUGGGAUUGGAGACGCGAGUGAGAAAAACCUGACCAUGCGGGAGAUCAUCCGUCGGCGCAUUCAGCUGCGCAAAAGUAAAAUUAGCAUUCGAUAUCAGUAGUGCUCAGUGGGGGAAAAAAAAAGGGGGCUAACCUGUUGUCCUCCACACGUAUGCCUUACAUUCGUGCCAGUUUUGCCAUUUCGAAGAUAAUUUUUUCACCACGUUUUUUUGUGUAUAAUUGGCCCCUUCACGCGUUGCGAAAUGUUAACUGAUAGGUUUUUUUCCAUCUUUAUUUUAUUUUUAUUUUUUUUUUUUUUUAUCCACCGUAUGUAGUAAUUACAACCACGCCGCUUCCGUUUGUGUUAAAAACGUUCUGCAGAAAAUGGCUCCC